UAUCCCAACCUUUAUUUACACUGACUCAAGGCAGAAAGGCACAAGGCAAGCGGCGAAAUUUGAAGCAUUUGAAACCAGCAGUGUAGUAGCAUUCAUUUACACUCAAAGAAACACAAUCAGCAAUUCAGCACCACGCAUAAGGAGGAACAAACAAGUCUUCGGUUCUGGCCCUAAUUCGUCACACAGCGCGGGAAAAUACAAAUUUGAGCAAAGUUUAAUCAAAUCAACUUCAUUCCUUCACUUCAAUCUUCCAACAACACUCGCGUAAAUAUAAAUUUCAAACGAAAAACACUUUCUUCAUUCUCUCUCACAUUUUCUUUUCUCGUUUGAGUCAUUAAUCAUGGAGAGAAUUCACGUCACCGUUCGUGCAAGACCUCUCUCGCUGGACGAUGCCAAAACCAGCCUCUGGAAAAUAUCCGGCAACUCCAUCUUCAUUCCUAAUCACUCCUCUAACUUCCAAUUCGAUCAAAUAUUCAAUGAGAACUGUAAAACCUCCGAAGUUUACGAAGCUCGAACCAAAGAUAUUGUUGCUGCUGCAGUUCGUGGAUUCAACGGUACUGUUUUCGCUUAUGGACAAACUAAUAGUGGGAAGACUCAUACAAUGCGUGGAUCGAAAGCCGAGCCUGGAGUAAUUCCUCGUGCCGUGAAUGAUUUGUUUCAAAUUCUUCAACAAGAUGUUGAUCGAGAGUUUCUUCUUAGAAUGUCAUACAUGGAGAUUUAUAAUGAAGAGAUAAAUGAUUUAUUGGCUCCCGAACAUCGAAAACUGCAGAUUCAUGAAAAUAUAGAGCGGGGUAUAUAUGUUGCGGGGCUGCGAGAAGAAAUUGUUGCCUCUCCUGAGCAAGUCCUUGACCUCAUGGAGUUUGGAGAAUCUCAUAGGCAUAUCGGAGAGACAAAUAUGAAUUUGUACAGUAGUAGAUCCCAUACUAUUUUCCGCAUGAUAAUUGAAAGCAGAGAUAGAAACGGAGAUGAAAGCACUGGUAGCUCUUGCGAUGCUGUUCGUGUAUCAGUGUUGAAUUUAGUGGAUCUUGCUGGUUCAGAGCGUGCUGCAAAAACUGGAGCUGAAGGUGUACGGCUAAAAGAGGGUUCUCACAUAAACAAAAGCUUAAUGACUUUGGGAACCGUGAUUAAAAAAUUGAGUGAAGGCGUUGAGAGUCAAGGAGGCCAUGUUCCUUAUCGAGAUAGCAAGCUUACACGAAUUUUGCAACCUGCAUUAGGGGGAAAUGCUAACACAGCUAUUAUUUGUAAUAUAACACUUGCUCAGAUACAUACAGAUGAAACUAAAAGCAGCCUCCAAUUUGCAAGCCGAGCUUUGCGUGUCACAAAUUGUGCAAAAGUCAAUGAGAUUUUGACAGAUGCUGCUUUAUUAAAACGCCAAAAGAAGGAAAUUGAAGAGCUUCGUGCCAAAUUGAUGGGUUCUCGUUCAGAGCAUUUGGAAGAUGAGAUUCUGAACCUUCGAAAUACAUUGUUACAGACUGAACUAGAAAGGGAACGCAUAGCUUUGGAAUUAGAGGAGGAAAAGAAAACUCAAGCUGAAUGGGAAAAGAGAGUACAUGAGCAAGCCAAGAGAAUCGAAAACUUGAGUUCAAUGGUUUUGUUUUCAAAUAGGGAUGAGAACCGCAAUUAUAUUAAAAAGGAGAAGAGGCGGGAUACAUGGUGUCCUGGAAAUCUUUCACUUGAGCAUCCAAAAGAUGUUGAUACUGGCAUCCACAUAAAUGCGUCAACUGCAAAACCUAUUCCACCUAAGCGAGACAUGGGACCGCUUCUUCCUUUCGACGAACUUGUAAAUGAAGAUGUUUAUGUGGAUGAUUCCUGUAAGCAAGAAGAUGAUAGUAAAGGUGAUGCAAAUGAUGAUUGCAAUCUACCAAAUCCCUGUGAUUUAUUGCAUGUAACAAACAGGAAAAAGGCUCCAUCAAGGAAGAAAAGCUUAUCUAUGCAGGAUGAUGACAAAUAUCUAGAACUUCAAGCAGAAUAUGAAAAUUUGCUUCUUAAAUAUGAAACUCAGAUAACUAUGAGUGAGAUAAAGAUUGAGUCAUUGAAAAAGCAGUUGAUUGAGGAAAAUUUUCUCCUCUCUACGGAAUCUAUUGAAUAUUUAAAUAGUAGUGCUCAUAAUGUUAAUUUUAAUGGGGAUAAAAAUUUGUGUUUUAGAGAGUCAGAGGCUAUUCUUGUUAUCAAGAGACUUCAAGAGCAGAUUAAGGUUUUGGAAAUGGAAAAAUUAUCAAGCCAACAGAACCUGGAUAAUGUUUUUAAUUUAGCAACCGAGCAAAACAUGUGUGCUAUGGAGAAAUUUGAAGAGCUUAAUGAAGAGCUUACAAAAGCACAGGAGGCAGCUCGGGUGGCUAGGGAACAACUCAUUUCCAGUAAAACUGUGUGCAGCAUCGAUGAUGGAAAUGUUGACUUUGUAACUAGUGUUUCCAUGGGAAUUCAAGACAUAAUGUCCGAAAUACAAAACUCAAAAGAAGCUGUUCAAAGUGUUAUUUUGAUGGUUGAUGAUGCUACUAAAAGUUUCUCUACUCUCUGUCACAUGUUCCUUGAUUUCAAAACCUCAGUAUCUCAGAAUUCUGCAGGACAAAAAUUAAUGUUUAGUAAUUAUCAGAAGUUGAAUUCUUCCUUAAGACAAACAAUAUCCCAGCUUGAGAAUGAGAAGAUUCUUCUGGACAACCAGCUAGCUAAUAUUCAAAAGCAUCUUCAGGAAUCAGAACUAGAUGCUCAGAACUCCCAUAACUCUUUGCUGGAACAGUUAGGACAACAAGAAUUGGAAAAUGGAGAGUUGAUUUCUUAUAUCCAAACUCUUGAGAAAGAUGUAUCAUGUUUAACAUUAUCUUCAGUGGCCAAGGAAAAGGAAACGUUAAGAAGAGAUCUUGAGAAGGCAAAAACCAGGUUGAAAGAAACUGAGUCUAAGCUUAAGAAUGCGAUGCAAGAGAAAACAAAACUUGAGGGAGAGAAAGCCUAUGCUGAACGAGAGAUCAAACGGUUGCAUGGCCAGAACUCUCGUCUUGAACGGGAUAUCAAUAAACGUGAUUCACUUGCUGGUAGAAGACGUGAUUCAAUUGUUGACAAGAGUUCAAAGAUGUUUGAUCCUCAAAGACCAAAGGGUCUUGCGAUUUCUCUGGAAGAGCAUAGGAAGCUGGAAGUUUUUGCAUUUGAAUCAGAAACAAGAAUAACUUCGUUGGAAGAAGAAAUAACAGCUGUACUGAAAGAGAAAGAAGAGGUGAUAUCUAUUAAUAAAGCUUUGACUUCAGAACUGGAAGAUUUGACUGAAAAGCUUAGUGCAUCAACCUCUGAAAUAUAUGAUUUGAAGGAGGAUAUUUCAGCUCUUAAACAAAGAUUGGAAGAAUCUGAUCUCGAUCAAGAAAAAUUCAAAAGCUCUAUCAAAGUAUUGGUGGAAGAAAAGGAGGAGUUGGCAAUGCAACUCACAGAUGCCCUAUUGGAAAUAGAGGAGGAAAGGGCAAUUUGGUCUGCCAAGGAGAAAGAUGCACUUCUAGCCAUAGAAGAGCAAGCAAGGUCAAACAAUGAGCAAAUUACCUCUUUAUCAGCAGAAUUAUCAGAAGUAAAGAAGGAAUUGGAAUCCUGUAGAGAAGAAUACAGGAUCGUCCAGGAAAGAUUUACUAUUUCAUAUGAAAAUUUGCUCGUCAAGGAAAAGUUCAGGGAAAACGUUUUAGAGUUGGAUCACCCGGAAACUGUCAAUGUGGUGGGCGAACAAUCUCAAGAAAUAUCAAAACCCAAACAUGAGUUGCUACCUUUGGAGCAUGAGUUGCAUGACUAUCCUGAGAAUGCAGAUGGAAUUCAAAGAGUAGUACAAGUUCUUAACAAAGGAGAUAAUAUAUCACAUCUAAGAGAAUUAAAUACUAUGUCGGCUGAAUUUCAGAACCUCAAGAGCGAACUUUCCGUUGUCACAGAAGAAAGGGACAAAUUGACGACCCAGAUGGAAGAUCAAAAGAAACAUGUUAUGGAAGUGGAUUUCCUGCUAAAACAUUGCCAAGAUGAGUUGUCAAGGGCAAAAGACCAUAUUGAGGAGCUGAGUCAUAAAAUUUCGUGCAUUGAAGUCAAAAUGCACACGGAUAAAGUUGCAAACACCAAUGAAACAGCUAAACGCAGAAUGAGACUCCGUGGAACACAAGCGAAGCUAGAUGCUUUUCGUUGUCGAUAUAAGGAAGCAAUUGAUGAGUCAGUUUUAUCAAAAAUAAAGUACAAAGAAGCUUCAGGGAGGUUGAAAGACAUGUUGGCUUCGCAAGGACUAGAGGUGCUUAACCUAAAGAAACAGUUAGCUGCUGCCAAAGGACAAUAGGAAUUUUGUAUAUAGAAUUUGUACGGUAAAUAUGUAAUCUCCCAUGACAUGAGUCGUAGUGGUCACGUCAUUUUUGUGUGCAUAUGUAUUCAUGUCCUAUUUUGAGCGUUGGCUAUCAUAUUACUGGUAAUUAACCUAACAUUUAUUCUUUCCAAGUUGCCUUUGUAGUAUGUAAAUGAAGCCAAAAGAAGCUAUACUACUAAGAACACGAAAAUUGUUUGUACACCAAUUAUUAUUGUUUCAAUCUUUUAAGGCCGUGUUGAGAGUUAGUUUUUGAAGGAACCAA
This is a messenger RNA of Cicer arietinum (chickpea), 4571 nucleotides long. Its product is annotated as kinesin-like protein KIN-7O. NCBI's taxonomy places the organism in Eukaryota, Viridiplantae, Streptophyta, Magnoliopsida, Fabales, Fabaceae. Gene Ontology annotation, molecular function: ATP binding; microtubule motor activity; microtubule binding. Gene Ontology annotation, biological process: microtubule-based movement. The record is from RefSeq and is a predicted model, not a curated record.